CAACUAUUGAAUAACUGAAUGGGAGUGUGAGAGGUGACAGGCAGGGAUUGGGAGUAACUAGAGAGAGGUAAGAUGUUUUAGGCGGUCUGAGUAGCAACCCGCCCUUGCUGAGGCGUCCCAAGUUACGUUAAUGCUGCGGUUGUGCUCCUGUACUGCUUGUUGCUGCUUGUUACUGCUGUGUGCUCUUGUACUUGGCAGCCAACCACGCGUGGACUUUGAUGUCCGUGGCGGUGGAUCGGCCGCCGCCCGUGCUCGGCCGGGUUUAGACAGGGAGCAAGUCGGAGAAUGGGGAUUCUCGGGUUCAUUUUGUUGUGCGGUUGGCUGGCUGGGCCAAUGAUUUCUGUUUCUCUUUUUUCUGGCUUUUUGGCUUUUGGCUUUUGGCUUUUUUUUCUUCUGGGUCAUGGGUUGGUUCUCUCCAUCCAGCUCCUCUCGGCACGCCAACGAAGAAUUAGCUCCGCCCGUCUUUUCCUCGUUGGUGUGUCUCAGCUCAGUCUCACAGGCUUUGCCUUUCGUUGCAGCUCAGGCCGAGCUUCAGGGUCCGCCGCCCCACGGAAGGACGCCUCCGAAUGUGCGCUGGUUCGCACCCCUCACCUCACCUCCAUUCCGUUCCCCUCCCGCCCCGGAUUUCACAUGGCAUCCAUCCAUCUUAUCUUGGCUGCUCCCUUUUCUGGCGCCGGCUCGGCUUGUCGUGGCAUGGCGUCUUGUCCAACCAGCAUUUGGGGCGCAGUGCGUCGGUCAAGACUUAGGUGAGGAGGCAUGUACCUCGGGCUGUAUGUAGAAGAGAUAGACAGACGGAUACGGGCUGUGCUAAGCUGAGGUGUGCUGGGCUAGCAGCUUCUCUUGGGUUUUGUUGUGUGAGCAUUUAAUAGC
Ilyonectria robusta is the source of this 870-nucleotide messenger RNA. RefSeq lists its product as uncharacterized. The record is from RefSeq and is a predicted model, not a curated record. Lineage: Eukaryota; Fungi; Ascomycota; Sordariomycetes; Hypocreales; Nectriaceae. The transcript has a single exon. Bases 286 to 750 code for a protein of 154 amino acids.